UUUACAGUAUAAUAUAAUAUAAUAGAUAGAAGAAGAAAUCCGUGAGCAGAUGUUUUGACCAAAAAAACAACCCCUUUAACUCAUCAUCACAACUUCCAUCGAUCAAACACAUACAUACAUAACACAGACACAGGGUUUUAGAUAUGAUUUACAUAUGUAGAAUCGACUUGAAUCAGAUCUCUUAAAUAUUAAAUAGAUGCAGUUGAAGUUAUGAGAUUAUAUAUUGUAGCAUCAGCACAAAGGCAAGAUGCCAUCUAAUUAUUUUUCAAGACUGAGAGGUUCAUUCAGACAAGGGAUCCAACGAUCCUAUGUUGUUUUAGAAGACAGUUUUGUGGACUCAUUGGGUGUCCUACCUGUACAAGGGAAGCUAUUAUAUAACAAGCCCGGGUUCUACUACAGAACAUUUGCAGCAUUCAGUGACCUGAAUAUUCUAUUCCAACGUGGCAAUCCUGUUGCCGCUCAGUCUAAUUUAAAGUCAACAAGUCAAGGAAAGAACCUUUCAGUUGUUGGAGCUGUUUCACGGACACUGUCAAUCCCUUCUGUGUCUGGGCCACCAUUUCAAGUUUGUGGAUAUCAUAUCGAUAAUUUGCUGACUGGACAUCACAAGUUGCCUAGGGCUCUGACCGGUUCUAAUGCUUUGCUUGGAAGAUAUUAUCCUAACAAGUCAACUGUUAGCCGGGGACACCUUUAUUCAUCAAAUGGCAAUUCUAGAGAGUUCCAUAAUGGUUGGCAGAUUAGCACGAGUUUGAGAAAUAAGGUGCAACCUGAUAGUUACUUCCUCCAUGGAUACUCCAAAACGAGCGUAUGUAUAGGUUCAGAAUGUGAGAACUUACACACCACAUCAGCUACAUGUUUAUCUGCAUCAACAGCUUCUGAUAUGUCCUUUGACCACUCUGUUUGUGAUGAUCAACAUGCUAGUUCCAUAGACUCCAAGGACAGGAUGGCUCCAGAAGGAAGAUCACUCAAGCUGCUUUCAGGAUCAUGUUCUCUGCCCCAUCCUGAAAAGGAGGAAACUGGCGGUGAGGAUGCUCACUUUAUUUGUUCAGACAAACGAGCUAUAGGUGUAGCCGAUGGUGUAGGCGGCUGGGUUGAUCAUGGCGUUGAUGCUGCGAUAUAUGCUCGAGAACUUAUGUUUAAUUCUCUAAGUGCAGUACAAGAUGAACCAACGGGUUAUACUGAUCCAGCCAGGGUAUUGGAAAUAGCUCAUGCUAAUACUAAAGCCAAAGGAUCUUCAACUGCAUGCAUUAUUGCACUCACUGAUCAGGGCCUUAGAGCCUUUAAUUUAGGUGACAGUGGGUUCAUGGUGAUUAGAGAUGGAUAUACUGUUUUCCGAUCCCCUGCACAACAACAUACUUUCAAUUAUACAUAUCAAUUGGCGAAUGGAGGUAUUGGUGAUUCACCCAGUGCUGGUCAGGUAUUCUCAAUUUCUGUUGCUCCAGGAGAUGUAAUCGUAGCUGGGACUGAUGGAUUAUUUGAUAAUUUGUACAAUAAUGACAUUACUGCUGUGGUGGUUCACGCGGUGAGAGCCGGGUUUGGCCCCCAGGUAAUGGCUCAAAAGAUAGCAGCUUUGGCCCGACAAAGGGCACAGGAUAAGGACAGGCAGACACCUUUCUCUGCUGCUGCACAGGAAGCCGGGUUUCGCUAUUAUGGUGGCAAGCUUGAUGAUAUUACUGUUGUUGUAUCCUAUAUUACCACCUCCAAAUACGAUGAGUCUAUACCAUCCAGUUUGGCGUAGCCACUGAAGCAGUUAGUUUUUUCAGCUUGAAUCUUCGUGGCAACAAUCAACCAGACAUUCUUGGUUUGGUCAGAUAUUUUGUAAAGAGUCACGGUGUAUUGUCACAAAUGUAAAUAAUGAUAGGGUGAUAGAGUGAUUUACCAUGUUGUCUUGUGUUCUUGAGGAGCACAAAAUAGAAGCAAUAAAUUGUAGUGAUAGGGAGUUGACCCUUUAUAGAAUUGUUUGGCUGUUGACUGGUUUUGAUGAUUAAGAAAGAUUUUUAAAAUAUAAGAAGGUGCAAAGUUGCUUUUAGUA
Erigeron canadensis is the source of this 2029-nucleotide messenger RNA. Its product is annotated as probable protein phosphatase 2C 55. The transcript is spliced from 6 exons. The record is from RefSeq and is a predicted model, not a curated record. NCBI's taxonomy places the organism in Eukaryota, Viridiplantae, Streptophyta, Magnoliopsida, Asterales, Asteraceae. The coding region runs from base 248 to 1735 and encodes 495 amino acids.